Molecule: messenger RNA, 2010 nt
Organism: Daldinia loculata
Lineage: Eukaryota; Fungi; Ascomycota; Sordariomycetes; Xylariales; Hypoxylaceae
Exons: 4
Coding region: 1-2010 (669 amino acids)
Molecular function (GO): protein binding
Source: RefSeq, a predicted model, not a curated record
AUGUUCAUCUACGCUAAAUUAGUCCUGCAGAUGGUGAAAGAUCAGGGGACUCUCUACGACAUCGAGAUGCAGAUGGAAAGUCUCCCAGAUGGGCUAGACCAAGCUUAUGGCCGCCUCCUUGAUAGGAUUAAGAGUGGACUUACACAGGCUCUCCGUGAUGUUGUGCGUGCUAUAUUACAAUGGAUAGCUUGCGCCCAAAGGCCCCUGAGAGAAGAGGAGAUACUACAGAUACUAGCUGUAGAGCCCGGAAAGCCUGAUUUCACCAAGGGGCGCAAGGAAUUCCGCGAUAUUUGUAGGGCAUGCGGUCCGAUUAUUGAGGUUCAUGGAGGGUUUAUUCGGUUUGUUCACUUUUCCGCUAAAGAAUACCUUCUCCACGAACAAAGCGGUAUUUACCUGAACCUCACUGAAGCACAUCUCAAUGCCACUCUACUCUGCGCAACGUACCUGUCAUUCUCGUCGUUGGAUCCGUUAUUCUAUUCUCGGCCGGAAGUACAGAACGAUAUCCAGAGGCGAAUUAUGAGCGGCGAUUAUGUUAUGUUUGAAUACACGUCGGUGGCGUUUCUAGAGCAUCUUAAGACAUACUUACAGAGUCGGGAUCUAGAUAUAGAAAUUUCUCUCGUCACAACUCUAAGACAACUCCACAAGGUCCGAGGCACCGCUCCCACCAAUAGUGACCAUAUCCCAACCCGUUUUAUUCGCACAUUCAAGGAUUUAGCCGAUGUACCCGAGCUUCAUGUCUUUCUCUCAACCGUAGCGUACUCUCAUACACAAGCCCGGCUUGGGUUAACUAACCGAGAUGGUUUCUCAAUCAGCGAUCCUCUCCAGAUCUUCUUAGCUCGGCGAAGACUUCGGCAAGCCAUAGAAAGCAUGAUAUGUCAGGGGCCGAACCAUAUACCCGACUGUCGUUGCGAUCAUCUAAAUCAUCUUUACGGGACGAAGAUAUAUCAUUGUGAUCAAUAUUUUUGCUACGCAUACCAAAGUGGAUUUGAGUCGAAACAAGCCAGAGAUCGACACUUGGAAAUUCACAAACGCUCACACAAAUGCCCUGUGGAAAACUGUCUAUUUUCAGAGAUAGGUUUCCAUGACGCAACAGAGUUUGAUAGGCACACGCGCGCAGCACAUCCCUCAGGGACCCUCGAGAGGAAUCACGCAGGCCCUGGCGCGUUACCCAUUCAACCGUCAGAUGAUCUAUUCAAUAUCCUUUGGAGUGCAGUGAUACUAGAUCAGCGGCAAAUAUUCGAAGAGAUGCUGAUUGGAGUACAAGAAACUACUUUCUCGAAAUAUACAUGGGACCGGCUUAUAUGUGAAGCUUCCUCGAAAGCUUCCUCAAAUACUUUCUCCUGUCUACUUGACCAGCCGUGGCUCGAUUUGUCGAAAUAUCCGUUGGCAUUGACAGCGGCAUUAGAGGCAGAAAACGUCCCAAACAUCAAGCUCUUGCUCUCUCAUGGACUAAAUAUGUCAGAAACCUCACCUAGUUUAUAUGAGGUAGAUGCAUUCGAGUCCGUCAGAAAACCACUCGCGAGACAGCCGAAACUUUCCGGAUACGUUCAUGCGUUAAGAACUUGGAAUCCAAAACUGAUAACUUGUUUAAUCCACGAAUGUCAGGUUGAGUUCCCUGAGCAAAUUGAUGAACCAGGAAUGAUCUUCAGUAGUCCUCGAAUUGGUUUAUAUACCCCCGAUGAAGCGAUGGGGCGUUUUAACGAAAUAAAACAGCACAUCAUUUGGCCCGAAGCAUAUGUUCGAGGUGUUAGGCAAGCCGUAGAGAGUGGGUGCGCUGUUGCUGUUAGGAUCUGUCUGGAAAACGGAGGUAACCCGAAUGCAAGCCACCUUAUAGAAAGUCAUAGUAAGAAGGGAAGGAGCCUAUUGUUUCACGCAAUUUAUAUAGGAAACGAAAACGGUGCCGAGUUAGUGAAGCUACUUUUAAAGCACGGUGCAACGGUAGAAGGGCUAGAUCUUCACAUGAAAGGGGUGGGCAGAAAGAUGGCGACGAUCGAGAAAUGCUUUGGAUAA